AUGGCAGGAGAAGCAUUUUUUUUUGAGGAUUCACAAGUGAUUGUACAAUGUCAAUUAGAAAAGCAGGGAUUACAUCGAAAGAAAAAUAAACAUCGAGGCUAAGGGCCGCCCUCGCCCAGAGAUGAGCUGCCGCUGUUUUUCGAUUCCCUCUUGAGAUACAGAAGCUUUAAUCCGUGUAAAACGUGGGAGAUAGGACUUCAUUUCCCUGAAGAGUUGACCAGGAUCGGUCAUCCCACUAUGCCAAAGUGUACAAACAACUUGACAGUCGGUCUAAUCACCACUUGGGCGAACCGCUUUGACAUUGCAAGUAGCAUACCGUCCAUGCAAGCCAAGGUUUCAAUUACCAGAGGCUCUCCAGCAGCAUAAUACUUGGACAUUGCAAGUAGCAUAGCGUCCUGGCUUGCAGAAGUAGCACCGUCAGCAUUAAUUUUUAUCCAUCCAUCUUCUGCCGGCUUCCAGAUAAGUUCCAAAACUGUUUCCACCCGCACAGCAGGCGCCGGGACGCCCAUUGUAAUCGCUGUUUUGUCCCUCCACAAGGAGGUCGGGUCCAGGAUACCUCUAGACGGACUGAGAUCCAGUGCCUCGCCUCUGUCAAGGCACGACGCGCCUUGAGGCCUGGAAUCCAACGUCCAAUGUGCAUCCAACGGCUAUCCAGAGUCAAUGCGGAAACUACCAGGCCUCCACUCGUCCCCGUCCUCGAUUCCUCACGCGCGAGGCAAAAUAAACCGCGGGAAGAAAGCUUCGCGGGCGGGAACUCGCUCUGCCGCCGUCGCCGCCGUGGGGAGGGAGGCAUGGGAGCUCCCGCGGCGGCCACCGGAUAAACGGCCUCCGCUCGUCUCUGACGGCGCCCUCGCUCCCUUGCGACUCUUCCUCGUCCCGCUGUGCUGGCAGCUGUCCGUCGCGACCGGCCACCUCUGUCUGCUCCCUCCGCCCUCAUCCGGCGGCUCGCUUCACCCACCUCUGGCUGCUCCCUCCGCCCGCAUCCAGCGGCUCGCUCCGCCCCCUCCAACGCUCGUCGGCCACGGCGCCUCCCCGUGCAGCAGAAAACUGAACGCCAACUUCAGUUCAGACUCCAACAGACAAACAGAAUUCUUGUGCUGAUUGAGAUGAUGUGUUACGCAAUUUGAUUAUUGUGCUAUGCAAUUGUGAGUGGUGUGCAUUUGCAAGAAUUGUGCAAUGGGAGAAAUUGACAAGGGGAUGCCUCAAAUUGGCAUGAGGUUUAGAAAUCCGGAUGAAGCUUGGCUGUUUUGGGUUGCAUAUGGGGGUCGCGUUGGGUUUGAUCUGAGGAAGAGAAACAAACAUGUAAGCAAGAUGGAUGGUCAAGUGACUUCAUGCACACUUGUUUAUUCGAAUGAGGGUAUACGAAAGAAAAUCAUAACAAUGGAUCACGAGUUAAAUCGUGUUAGAGCUGAAACAAGAACAAACUGCAAAGCUCGCAUGACUAUAUCACUUGAU
This is a messenger RNA of Triticum aestivum (bread wheat), 1455 nucleotides long. RefSeq lists its product as uncharacterized. The record is from RefSeq and is a predicted model, not a curated record. The coding region runs from base 661 to 1101 and encodes 146 amino acids. NCBI's taxonomy places the organism in Eukaryota, Viridiplantae, Streptophyta, Magnoliopsida, Poales, Poaceae. The transcript has 2 exons.